UACAUGUAGAUCUUUGACAUAUUUAUAUUCAUUUUAAUCUUCUAUCAAUUGUAAUAUUGGUGUAUUGUUUUCUUUUUAUAGAUUGCAGUUAUCAGCAUGUCAAAACGGAGUAACACAGAUGAGGAAGGUGAGCCCAGCAAGAAGCCGAAGCCUGUUGGGGGAAACCGGUGUGUCUUGUAUGGGUGCAGCAACACUAUUCAUGAUGGCUUUGCCAUACAUGAACUACCGAAGGAAGGAUCCAUCAGGCGAGCAUGGGUGAAGUUCAUUCAACUGAAGUUAAAAGGGUUCGAUGCCCGAGAAAGGGUCCAUGUCCACGUCUGCAGUGGUCAUUUUGAGCGAGACCAGUAUGAUUCGUCUCAAGUCUUGAAGUUUAAGUAUGGCUUCAGGAAAAUUACGCCGCGCCUUCUACCAAAUGCCAUUCCCCGUCGGCAGCAGGCUGUUCAACCCUUUACAGAUCAUUGGUUCCUCAAACCAACAACGACAACAUCAUCAACGUCAACAAUGUCAUCACCAAUGAUUUCAUCACCAACAACGUCAACACCAAUAACGUCUACGCUAACAGUAACAACGUGCUUGAGCUCGACUAGAACCAGAACUGUCCAUUCUACAAAGAUAGCAGUGUCCUCUCUAGACAGCCAGAAGAAACGUGUGGGUAAACAAGGAGGCCAUGCCCAUAAUCAACCAAUUACUUUUGCCGAUGCAAGCACGUGUACAUCACCAACAAUGCCAACUACCAGUGGAAACAGACGUCGAGUGUCUGUGCUCAGUCUGAAGAAGGAGGUUCAAAGGAUAACUGAGGAAUACGCUCGUAAGGAAGAGGAAGAAGCAGCACAACAAGCAGCAGAAGAAGCAGCUAGGAGGGACCGAGAAAACAAUAAAGCUAUCCAGGCAUCUCCCACGAUGAUUGAUAAGCAGUUUCAAAAAAGACCUAAAACUCGAACCUGUGGAAUACAAGUUAAACCUGUGAAGCCUGUCAAACCUGUCAAGCCUGUCAAGCCUUUACAAAAAGAGAAAGGUGAGUGAAGUACAGUAUGAUAUGUGUAUUUACAAUAUUUGUGUUAUAACAUAAUGUAUUUAUAGAUUGCGGAACAAAAAAGG
Molecule: messenger RNA, 1098 nt
Organism: Strongylocentrotus purpuratus (purple sea urchin)
Lineage: Eukaryota; Metazoa; Echinodermata; Echinoidea; Camarodonta; Strongylocentrotidae
Exons: 3
Coding region: 97-1023 (308 amino acids)
Molecular function (GO): sequence-specific DNA binding
Source: RefSeq, a predicted model, not a curated record